Molecule: messenger RNA, 1146 nt
Organism: Torulaspora globosa
Lineage: Eukaryota; Fungi; Ascomycota; Saccharomycetes; Saccharomycetales; Saccharomycetaceae
Gene: EOS1
Product: Eos1p
Exons: 1
Coding region: 1-1146 (381 amino acids)
Biological process (GO): cellular response to oxidative stress; protein N-linked glycosylation
Cellular component (GO): endoplasmic reticulum membrane
Source: RefSeq, a predicted model, not a curated record
AUGGAGUUCCGGUCUAGGAGAACUGCGGCUGUUGGCGAUGCUCCGGCAGCUACCAAUACGGUUCAUCAUCAUCACCAUCAUCACUAUCUACUAUGCGAAUCCGGUUCAACAGGCAGCCGACGACGGCUUUUGGCAUCGAGUAACAGCUCCAAUUCGAUCGAGACUCCCGUGACGGAGUUGCGAAGUGGUGGUGGGAAUCAGCAUGCGAAACGACAGCCGAGUCCACCAUUAUCCCAGGCUCAUGCAUCGAUCAAGACGCUUUCUCUGAGCAAACUAACCGCCAAGCAGCACUUGCUCAUGGCUAUCUGCAGGGAUGUUUCCCUGCUGCCGCCGCUGGUGUACAUCUUCACUUCGCUGCAGCAGGCCUGGAAGAUAUCUUUCCGGGCGAAACUGAAGCUUUAUGAACCACAAUCGCUGAAGGACACGGUGAAAAACCUGCUAGAGAGUUGCAUUACGAAUACGACAGUUUCACAGCCACAGGAUCAGACUUCCACCGGGAGCAGUUUGUUGCUGUCGACACUGACUACCGCGAGAGCCUCUGAAUAUUUGCUUUGCGCCCUGUGGUGCGUCGUCUCACUGUAUCUGACGUAUUCCAUACUCGAUUCUCUGAUGGUGCGAUGGAUUGUCAAAUACUCAACGCUUGCGGCCAUUCUGCGAAUGUUUUCGAUGUCAUUGAUCAUAAUCACAACCGAGCUCUUGCUGUUGGCCUCGCUAUCGCCUGACGGCGACUAUUACCUGCAUACAUGGAUUCUGUUGAGCUGUAUCAUGACCACCGCAUACAUUUGGCAAAGCUAUCUCACUUCCAAUCUGAAUUACGUGAGUCAAGGCGACUACGACACGGAAGAUGAGGAGGACUGUGACCUGAAGAGUUGUGAAGAUGUCCCAUCCUCAAACAACUCUUCGGCUUCCUUGGCCUCCUCAUGCUCAUUACCAAGACGCAAAAACAAAAGAAAACUGCGCAAGAGCUUCAGAUUUACCAAGAAAAGGACCAUCGACCUUUACAAUAUCAUAGUGUUUUGUGUGGUUCCUGUGGGCCUAGCCAGUUUCAUCACAAUGAUUGGAUUAUUGCGGAAUUUGGUAAUUCAAAGACUAGAUGUGGAACAAUUAGGUCGCAUGCUACAAUCAACAUCCUACAUCCUUGAUUGA